Molecule: messenger RNA, 315 nt
Organism: Microthlaspi erraticum
Lineage: Eukaryota; Viridiplantae; Streptophyta; Magnoliopsida; Brassicales; Brassicaceae
Source: the annotation of a GenBank genome assembly
AUGGCUGCAAGGAAGAUCAAUUUUCACGUCUUACUACUCUCGUUCUUACUCAUCUUCAAAGUCCCUUCGAUUCUUGGGUUGAGUAUUAGAGGCACUACUAUAUCGGAUCCGAAAGCAAUUCACGGGCACGGCGGAGACUUCCCGGUGAUAAAGAGCAGAAAAUUGUUGGUUACAAACUUGGAAGUUGAUUAUUCAGGUGAUUAUACUGAUGGAGAAUCAUCGUCGUCAUCAUCAACACCAGCAUCACCAGUACCUGAUUAUGAUGAUAUAUAUAGAAGACAAGGUGAUGUUCCAAGCCCCGGUAUUGGUCAUUGA